Molecule: messenger RNA, 1734 nt
Organism: Mya arenaria
Lineage: Eukaryota; Metazoa; Mollusca; Bivalvia; Myida; Myidae
Exons: 15
Coding region: 99-1682 (527 amino acids)
Source: RefSeq, a predicted model, not a curated record
CUGGACCGUAACACGGUACACCCUAUAUCGCUUCAUUGAAUGUGAAUGAUUUCGUAGGUUUUGUGUUAAAUGUAAAAAGCCAAGGAAUAUCUACCAAAAUGGGUCGAACUAUUCUUAUCGCCACCUUGCUUUUGUCUUUGUGCUUUUCCGGAGUAGUGAUGCAGAAAGAACACCCAUUUCUUAACAAGGAUCCUUUGGCUGUAGGUGCGACCCCUGCAAACGGUCCGGAUAAUUCGCUGAAUGCUGAUGGCAAAUGCUUCUUUUCGGAUAAAGACACCGUUAGUCCAGUAUCUGUAAGGUUGGUAAUCAACGAGAAUGACCUUGGCCUUGUCAUGCUGGAUAACGACGGAACUGCUAUUGGGGAUGUGUCGUGGUCGUGUUUUUUGAUCGAUUAUUCUGAGUUUAAAGACAACAAAGAUUACAUAGAGCCAUCAGACGGAGCCCAAACAUGCAAGGGGACGGGAAACAAGAAAAACUACUUUAUCCGCCAGGGACCCGUGACCAUGGACACGGGUGUGAACGAGGUGCAGUACAGGACACACAUUAUAGAAGUGGACGGAAUUGUCAACACAGACGGCACCGGAAAACCAUGCGGAGGAGAAAUUGACGGGGACGAUAUUUUCUAUGUAGCAAAAUGCCGCAGAGAUAUUGAUUUCACUCAACUAGGCGACAUAAAAGUAAUAUUUAAAAUGGAUAAAACCAAGUGUGCUGUCAAGACACAGGAUACAGAUGGAACCGUGAUCAAGGAUGUAGAAAUCACAGGGCUUGAACGGAAACCGGCGGUUACAUUUGACUUAUACUCCGGUGAGCAAGGUGCAACUACCUACACAGAUAUAGAUGUCUUAAAUGCAGCUUACGUAACGUCAAAAACGUUAAAGACCGAUUCAUCACACAAGAUCGUGAGCCCUGUAAAUAUUGCUGAACUAGGGGAGCCGUUAUAUUUCGAGGUGUGCAUCGAUAUCGCGGAUUCAAGGCACUACUUUAGGGACGGUAUUGAUGCUUUUGGUGUUUUCGUAACCUCCUGCUCUGCGGUUCCUACCGUUGGCGAUACACUGUUUAGAACACCAGCGGUCCCAGUUACAAUGGUAGACGCUGACGGCUGCGGUGCUGGCGACUCACUGGCCCUCCAAUGGACAACAGACAAAGUCGUGUUUGGUUACGGAAAGGGAGAUGCAGAUGACAACAAUCCAUGGCUCGAGGCACCGAAUUGUUUCAGGUCACAAAUAUUUGAAGCGGUUUCUUUAGCUCGCAAAAAUAUCAUGGAGAAUAUCAUCAUGACGGUCACCUGUGAACUUGACUACUGCGAUGACAAAACUGACCAAGACUGCUUUGGGGACCGAGAUACGUGCCCGAGGGUCACGAGGCGAAAGCGAAGCGUUGAUGGUAGUUUCUUUGACGCCAAUCUACCUUCGACAGUUAGCGUUAAUUACACCGUCAAGGCUUUGGGAAGCAAAUCUGAUGAGACUUUGACCACGGCGAAAGCUGGUUGCUUUGACAAAUCGAUCUUCAUAUCACUCGUGUCUGUGCUCUCCCUUACUCUACUAGUGCUGGUGGUAUCUGCGAUUUACCUCGGGAUCAGACUGCGCAUGCGUAGUAACCAUGACGAAAUGACGUCAUCAGGAACGCUUUCCGGUCCAAGGACAAUAAGCAGCAAGGCAUCGAGUCUAUAUUCAAACAAAUAAUGAACGGCGCAUACAUGUUUCUAAUUAUAAACAUAUCUAAAUAUGCUUUUUA